CUCUUCUCUUCUAUUCAACCAUGUCUUCUGUAUCCGAAAGCCUCUCCAAGCUCACCGUCAAGGAGCCCAUGAAGCAGGUCGUCCCCUCAAAGAGAAGCAACACAACUGAUGCCGAGGAGGAGAUCUUGAAGGAAAACCCUCGUCGCUUCUGUCUCUUCCCUAUCAAGUACCAUGAGAUCUGGCAAUUCUACAAGAAGGCAGAAGCCUCUUUCUGGACUGCUGAAGAAAUUGACCUUUCCAAGGACCAGAAUGACUGGGACAAUAAGAUGAAUGCCGAUGAGCGUUACUUCAUCUCUCGUGUACUCGCAUUCUUUGCCAGUUCCGAUGGUAUCGUUAACGAAAACUUGGUCCAAAACUUCUCCGAUGAAGUUAAAAUUGCCGAAGCAAAGUGUUUCUAUGGUUUCCAAAUCAUGAUCGAAAACAUUCAUGCUGAGACCUACAGUCUUUUGAUUGAUACUUACAUCAAGGACCCUGUCGAGAAGGAGCUUUUGUUCGACGCGAUGACACAAAUUCCCUGUAUUAAACGCAAGGCUGACUGGGCAUUCCGUUGGUUGUCCGCCGAUUGUCCCUUUGCUGAACGUCUUGUUGCCUUUGCUGCUGUCGAGGGAAUCUUUUUCUCUGGUGCCUUUGCUUCUAUCUUCUGGCUCAAGAAGCGUGGUCUCAUGCCCGGCCUCACCUUCAGCAAUGAAUUGAUUUGCCGUGAUGAGGGUCUCCACACUGACUUUGCCUGCCUUCUUUUCGGUCACAUCAAGAGACAGCCCUCUGCUGAUCGUGUUAAGGAGAUCAUCACUGAUGCCGUUGUUAUUGAGCAAGAAUUCCUCACAGAUGCUCUUCCCUGCAACCUCAUUGGCAUGAACUCCAAGCUGAUGUGCCAGUACAUUGAGUUCGUUGCUGACCGUCUCAUGGUCGCCCUUGGAUUCGACAAGAUCUACAACUCCACCAAUCCCUUUGACUUCAUGGACAUGAUUUCCCUUCAGGGCAAGACCAACUUCUUUGAGAAGCGUGUCUCUGAUUACCAGCGCGCCGGUGUCAUGAAUACUUCUAGCGAUGCCAAGGCCUUUACUCUUGAUGCUGACUUUUAAGAAUAAGAAGACAAAAGAAACCCGCCCACCCCCACACCCUCAUCCACAUCGUCUUUUCUAUACACACCUACACACCCUCCCACAUUCACACCAAAAAAAAUAAUCAUCCAUACAUCCUUUUUCCCUUUUCUCCCUUUAUGUAAAUAUAUCUAUACUUCAUUCAUUGCCAUUUCAAGAAUCAUUGAUUCAAGAAACCACCAAAAAAAAAUACUACUUCCCACCUCGAACUACAGACCCUUCAUAAAACAAAUAAUAAAAAUUCUUUGUUUUGUUCAUAUUAAU
Phycomyces blakesleeanus NRRL 1555(-) is the source of this 1364-nucleotide messenger RNA. RefSeq lists its product as hypothetical. Lineage: Eukaryota; Fungi; Mucoromycota; Mucoromycetes; Mucorales; Phycomycetaceae. Bases 21 to 1082 code for a protein of 353 amino acids. The record is from RefSeq and is a predicted model, not a curated record. Gene Ontology annotation, molecular function: oxidoreductase activity. The transcript is spliced from 3 exons. Gene Ontology annotation, biological process: deoxyribonucleotide biosynthetic process.